This is a messenger RNA of Phragmites australis (common reed), 627 nucleotides long. RefSeq lists its product as uncharacterized. The transcript is spliced from 2 exons. The record is from RefSeq and is a predicted model, not a curated record. NCBI's taxonomy places the organism in Eukaryota, Viridiplantae, Streptophyta, Magnoliopsida, Poales, Poaceae. Bases 1 to 627 code for a protein of 208 amino acids.
AUGGAGGCAUCUGGGUCAUCUACCCCGGAGGUAUCAGGCGGAUACAAUUUGAUGAGUUGUAUCAAAGAGAUCCCCACUCUCAAAGGUGACAACUACACGGAGUGGAAGAAAAAGAUAGACCUGGCCUUCAUCUUGGCUGAGGUGGACUGGGUAGUCACCUCACCGUGUCCCACUGAACCUGUCGCACCGGUGAGGGAGACAAACGAGGCUGAUGCCGCUUGGGCAACUAAAGAGAGGGAUUUUGAAUCCCAAAAGAUGUCCUAUCACCUUGAGCAUAGGAAGUGGUUCACUGCCAACAAGAAAUGUUUGGCUGUGAUAAAGAACACGAUUGAGCCUGCAAUUUUGGGCUCAAUCCUAGAGUAUCACACGGUCACCGAGUACCUCGAUAGAAUAAAGAGUCAGUUCACUGGCUCUUCAAAGACAUAUGCUACCCAGCUGAUAAAGCAGCUGGUGACAGAGAGGUACUUUGGAAAUGGUGGCGUAAGAGAGCACAUACUAAGGAUGAGCAAUUUGGCAUCCAAGCUGAAACCAAUGGAUUUGGCUCUCAAGGAAGAGUUCCUUAUCCAUCUGAUUUUUGCUUCUUUGCCAAAAGAGUUUGACACUUUUGUUGUCAACUACAACAUAUAG